AUGCAGCGUGCUCUUUCGUCUACCUCCAGGGCUUCGGUCCUUUCCUCUGCCCCCACACGCGCGCCUGUGUCUCGAUUUCGUUCCGCUGGUUUGAGCCUUCAGCAGCAGAGAUUCGCCCAUAAGGAACUCAAAUUCGGCGUAGAAGGUCGUGCUGCACUCCUCAAGGGUAUUGACACUCUUGCAAAGGCUGUUUCCACAACACUCGGUCCCAAGGGAAGAAAUGUCUUGAUUGAGUCUUCCUACGGUUCCCCCAAGAUCACGAAGGACGGUGUCACUGUUGCGAAGGCAGUUACCCUUCAAGACAAGUUCGAGAAUUUGGGUGCUCGUCUGCUACAGGACGUCGCGUCGAAGACUAACGAGGUCGCAGGCGACGGAACUACCACUGCAACUGUCCUUGCUCGGGCAAUUUUCUCCGAAACUGUCAAGAAUGUCGCGGCGGGAUGCAACCCAAUGGACCUACGGAGGGGCAUCCAGGCUGCCGUUGAGGCUGUUGUUGAGUACCUCCAGGCGAACAAGAGGGAUAUCACCACAACGGAGGAAAUUGCCCAGGUUGCUACUAUUUCUGCCAAUGGCGAUACCCAUGUUGGCAAGCUGAUCUCCAACGCCAUGGAGAAAGUCGGAAAGGAAGGUGUGAUUACUGUCAAGGACGGGAAGACCAUCGAGGAUGAGCUGGAAGUCACUGAGGGCAUGCGAUUCGACCGCGGAUACGUCUCGCCUUACUUCAUCACCGAUACUAAGGCACAGAAAGUUGAGUUCGAGAAGCCCCUGAUUCUUCUUUCUGAGAAGAAAAUCUCCGCCGUCCAGGACAUCAUCCCCGCCCUUGAAGCCUCCACCACUCUGCGACGACCCCUCGUCAUCAUCGCUGAAGACAUUGAGGGUGAGGCUCUUGCUGUCUGCAUCCUCAACAAGCUACGCGGCCAACUGCAGGUCGCCGCCGUCAAGGCUCCCGGCUUCGGCGACAACCGCAAGAGCAUCCUCGGCGACAUCGGCAUUCUCACCAAUGCUACCGUCUUCACCGACGAGCUCGAUAUGAAACUUGAGAAGGCGACUGCGGAUAUGCUCGGCUCCACUGGCUCCAUCACCAUCACUAAGGAAGACACCAUAAUCCUCAACGGCGAUGGCAGCAAGGAUUCCAUCGCACAGCGCUGUGAACAGAUCCGUGGCGUCAUCGCCGACCCCACCACCUCCGACUACGAGAAGGAGAAACUCCAAGAACGCCUCGCCAAACUCUCCGGCGGUGUUGCUGUUAUCAAAGUUGGCGGUGCCUCUGAGGUUGAAGUAGGCGAAAAGAAGGACCGUGUCGUUGACGCCCUCAAUGCCACUCGCGCCGCUGUUGAGGAAGGUAUCCUUCCAGGUGGUGGCACCGCUCUCCUGAAAGCCGCGGCUAACGGCCUCGCGUCCGUGAAGCCGACCAACUUCGACCAGCAGCUUGGUGUCAGCAUCGUCAAGUCCGCCAUCACUCGCCCCGCACGCACCAUCGUGGAGAAUGCGGGGUUGGAAGGGAGUGUCAUUGUCGGCAAGCUGACCGAUGAGCACGCCAGCGACUUCAAUAGGGGCUUCGAUAGCGCCAAGGGCGAGUAUGUCGAUAUGAUUGCUUCUGGUAUUGUUGAUCCGCUCAAAGUUGUUCGUACCGCGCUUGUGGAUGCGAGCGGCGUCGCGUCGCUACUUGGUACCACUGAGGUGGCUAUUGUUGAGGCGCCAGAGGAGAAGGGCCCUGCUGGACCUCCUGGUGGUAUGGGCGGCAUGGGCGGCAUGGGUGGUGGCAUGUUCUAA
This is a messenger RNA of Histoplasma mississippiense, 1773 nucleotides long. Its product is annotated as heat shock protein 60, mitochondrial precursor. The transcript is spliced from 3 exons. Gene Ontology annotation, molecular function: ATP binding; ATP-dependent protein folding chaperone; protein-folding chaperone binding. Bases 1 to 1773 code for a protein of 590 amino acids. Gene Ontology annotation, biological process: apoptotic mitochondrial changes; protein import into mitochondrial intermembrane space; protein refolding. Gene Ontology annotation, cellular component: mitochondrial inner membrane; mitochondrial matrix. NCBI's taxonomy places the organism in Eukaryota, Fungi, Ascomycota, Eurotiomycetes, Onygenales, Ajellomycetaceae. The record is from RefSeq and is a predicted model, not a curated record.